UCUUUAUUUUAUUUUCUAUUCUAUGGCUGCUGUUGUUCCUCACUUGCAGUGUUAUUUUUAACAUUUGCUUAUUUUCAUAGAAGAUUGUAUUGUUAUUUAUAAUUACAAUCACAACAAUACAUUUAAUUACCUUGGUGAGUGUGACAUGUCCGAAUCUGGAGGAAGAGGAAGGGCGCGUGGUCGGGCCGGCAGAGGCGGUGAUCAUGCCGGUCCACCUCCGCGCAGACCUGGCGAACCACCGAGACCUGGUACCCAACAACCGAGACCUGGUACCCAACAACCAGUCCCUACAGGUCCUCGCCCACAGCCCCCUACACCAUGGGGUCCUCCUACCGCGCAAGCAGGCAGAGCUUCGCACAGAUCAACUCCGUCUACUCAUCAAGAGCAUCCUGGUGAUGUAGACGUGCAGCAGAGAAUGCAAGCGAUGCAGAUUGCUUCAACAUCGCAACCAACUGCUGCUGGCGAACCAGGCGCCGGGGUAAUCGGGCGUGGCUCACGUCGUGGUGGUGGCAGGGUGCUGCCAGAGCAAACGAUGAUUUUGCGUACACGCCCCAGUGUCAUAGAAUCUAAAAAGGGUACUUCUGGCACUGUCAUUGACCUAAGGAGCAAUUAUUUUUUGGUGAAAACUACGCCACAAUGGCGUCUUUACCAGUAUCAUGUUGAUUUUUCACCGGACGAGGACAGUACCUUCAUCCGUAGGGCACUUUUGCGUGUACAUGCUAAAACUCUGGGCGGUUAUUUGUUUGAUGGGUCUGUGUUGUACACAGUUAAGAGAUUACACCCUGAGCCCCUAAUGUUGUACUCUGACAGGAAGACAGAUGACCAAAGGAUGACAAUGUCGAUAAAGCUCACAUGUGAUGUCAGCCCUGGAGACUACCAUUACAUUCAGAUAUUCAAUAUCAUUAUCAGAAAAUGCUUCCAAAUAUUGGAUCUGCAAUUGAUGGGCAGAGAUUAUUUCGACUCUGAGGCAAAGGUUGACAUUCCUGAAUAUCGUUUACAAGUGUGGCCUGGAUAUAAAACAACUAUCAAUCAGUAUGAAGACCGUCUGUUAAUGGUUACUGAAAUUACUCACAAAGUUCUUCGACUAGAUACCGUGCUUCAAAUGUUAAGUGAUUAUGCUGCAAGUAAAGGAGGAAAUUAUAAAAAGAUAUUUUUAGAAGAUAUUGUCGGGAAGAUAGUUAUGACCGUAUACAAUAAGAAGACAUACAGAGUAGACGAUGUUUCGUGGCAAGUGUCGCCAAAGUCUACAUUCAAAAUGAGAGAUGAGACCAUUACUUACAUGGAUUAUUAUAAAAAGAAAUACAAGAUCACUAUUCACGAUACUGCCCAGCCUUUGUUAAUCUCUCGAUCCAAGCCACGUGAUAUCCGUGCUGGAAUGCCUGAAUUAGUAUAUUUAGUACCAGAGCUAUGCCGUCAGACAGGUCUAACGGAUGAAAUGCGUUCCAACUUCAAACUGAUGAAGGCUCUGGAUGCUCACACUAAGAUUGGCCCAGAUGUUCGCAUACAAAAGCUGAUGGCAUUCAACCAAAGACUGACAAGAAAUCCUGAAGUGGUUAAGGAAAUGGGUGAUUGGGCCCUUACUUUAUCAAACGAACUGAUCAAGAUCAAAGGUCGUCAACUGCCACCAGAAAACAUUAUUCAAGGCAAUAACAGUCGUUACCCAGCUGGAGACACUACUGAGGGGUGGACCCGGGAUAUGCGAUCGAAGCCCCUGUUGGAAAUUGCUCAACUGCCGUCAUGGGUGGUAAUAACUCCAGAGAGGCAGCGCCGUGACGCUGAAGGCUUUGUAGACUUGAUUAUGAAGACAGGUGGAGGUGUAGGUUUCCGUAUGCCUCGACCAGAAGUAGUUACUAUCCGGAAUGAUAGUCCCAUUGAAUACGCAAACGCCUGCGAGAACUCCAUUGCGCGAAAAAAUCCUGCAAUGAUCUUGGUUGUUCUAGCUCGAAAAGUUACUGAUCGCUAUGAGGCGAUUAAGAAGAAGUGUACAGUGGACCGUGCUGUUCCAACGCAGGUUGUAUGCGCACGAAACAUGACAGCCAACUCGGCUAUGUCUAUUGCCACUAAAGUAGCUAUCCAGAUUAACUGCAAGCUUGGUGGUGCUCCAUGGAGAGUAGACAUACCUCUUCAAAGCAUACUCGUUAUAGGUUACGAUGUAUGCCACGACACACGAUCCAAGGAGAAGAGUUUUGGCGGAUUUGUUGCUUCAUUGGAUCGCUACUUGACGCGUUACUUUUCAGCAGUGAACUCUCAUACCUCUGGAGAAGAAUUGAGCUCUCACAUGAGCUUUAAUGUUGGCUCAGCCCUCAAGAAGUUCAGAGAGGUUAAUGGAGCAUUGCCAAACAGGAUUUUUAUAUAUCGUGAUGGCGUCGGUGAUGGACAAAUCCCUUAUGUUCACUCUCAUGAGGUGGAAGAAAUAAAAAAGAAGUUGGCUGAAGUAUAUGCUGGUGCAGAAUAUAAAAUGGCGUUUACAAUUGUAUCGAAACGCAUCAACACUCGCAUCUUCUUGGAUCGUGGACGUGGCGAGAACCCACGUCCCGGUACCGUCGUCGACGACGUAGUCACACAACCAGAGCGCUACGAUUUUUAUUUGGUGUCACAAAACGUGCGCGAGGGAACUAUUUCGCCCACUUCAUACAAUGUCAUUCAAGAUACCACGGGAUUGCAUCCCGACCGGAUGCAAUGGCUGACAUAUAAAAUGACCCAUCUAUACUACAAUUGUUCUUCGCAAGUACGCGUUCCCGCCGUGUGCCAGUAUGCACACAAGCUCGCGUUCUUGGCGGCCAACAGCCUCCACAGCCAGCCCCAUUAUUCGCUAACUGACACAUUAUAUUUCCUGUAAAUUUAAAUGUCUACUUUUCAUUUUUUUUUUCUUUUUUUUUUGUGAUUUAUGUCAAAACGUCAAAAUUGUUUUGAAUAUUUUCAUAGUGCGUUUGUAGUAGGUUAUAAUAAGUAUCAAGUAGUGUGUGAUACUUACUACAUAUUAAAUUAGCUCUAAGAAAAUACGUGACUGUUUAGAUUGUUAAGACUUUGCUGGGUUUGAUAUUGAAUAUUAGACCUACAACCUCUCGUCUGCGGUUUAUUAUGUCUCAAUCUGAUCUGCAUUCCGGCAGACCAAGGGUUAUAAAAUACUCUUAAACUCAAAAUCUCGAUUUUGGUAAAAAUAUUAUACCAACCUUAUGAGUAGUAUGUACUUUGUGUACCAAAAUUAGUGAAGUAAGCUAGGUUUGAUAAAUACCUCCUUUUAUUUUUUUACUAGCUUAUAAGGUUUUUUUUAUUUAGUAUUAACAUUAACAAAUAGCCGCGUACUGACUGGCCUCCAAACGAUCUCGCGAGGCAACCUCAGGCGAUUAAACAAAAACUCCACAACCCUCUGCUCUAUCCGCGGCAUGCUCGUUCGAGGCAUGUCCUGACUAGCCAAGCAUUUGCCUCGCGAGGCUGCUCGGUCAGUGGGUACGCGACUAAUGCUUUUUUCGUGACUAUGACUACCUCCAACAAGUUAUUGUGUAGACAGCAGCUAGUCAUGUUUACCACCGAUUGAGAAAUGGUUGAUUUUGAUGAAUGUUUACAAUGGUGGUUGAACAUGCUUGUGGUUCACAGAUAUUACCCACCUGUGACAUUAAUUACGUAAUGUUCACAUACCAAACUGUUCCUACAAACUAAUUUGAAAUGUUAUUUUUUGUUAAGCAUUUUUAUAAGACUAUAAAUAGGCUAAAAACGCUGAAUAUUUAGAAACUGCCUGAGGCAUUUCUCAUUUUUUGGUAAAAUGUUGCCAUAUGAUUGCCAUGGGCAUAUAAGUUUAUUUUGAAUACUUUAGAUUAAGUGUUAACUUUUUUAUUUCUAAAGUUUAUAUCGUCUCAUGACAUUCCGAAUGAGUAUUUUCUUAAUUUUAGUCCUUCCUUGCACUGUCUUUUUUGACUUUCAAAGCUCAAUUUAAAAUAAACCCUGGUAGCUAACCAGGACAGUGACUAAGUAUAAGUAUUCUCCAGACUGCAUGUCUGUUUUGAUUUAACAAGUUAUUUUACGUAAAUUACGGUACUUUCAGACUUUAAAUUGGUUCUUACGAAAAUGUAAGUAAUGACGAAUUUGAUUAUUGCGCCAUAAUUUGGAACUACCAAAUACCCUUUUUGUACUUAUUACAUUUUCUUACUAAAUA
This is a messenger RNA of Spodoptera litura, 4153 nucleotides long. Its product is annotated as piwi-like protein Siwi. Gene Ontology annotation, molecular function: RNA binding; protein binding. The record is from RefSeq and is a predicted model, not a curated record. Lineage: Eukaryota; Metazoa; Arthropoda; Insecta; Lepidoptera; Noctuidae.